AUGCAAAACCGCAGCGAUGUUUCACAGAUCCCCGAAGACAGGCGCGUGCGUUAUGUCGUUCAGAAGCAGACCGAAAUUUUCGAUGGAAAGCGCCUCCGUCGGGCGAUGGUUCGGAAGACAGUGGACUUGCAGGCGCCUGCAGCUCGCUGGUUGCUGGACCGUACCUGGCAGCAAGACAGUCGUCAGGGACCGCCGCUGGAGCCCUCAGCUGAAUACAUCUAUCGGCUGCAACCACCCUGUGCUGCGGCGUUUCGAGAACGGCCGAUAACCAACGCCUGUACGCACUUUGUGCAGCACGCGCAGAACAAGCAAAAGUGCGGGAUAAACGCCUGCUGCUGGACGCCGGAAGGCCGUCGACUCAUCACGGGCGCUACGAGCGGCGAGUUUACACUCUGGAAUGGUUGGACUUUUAACUUUGAGACGAUACUAUUGGCCCAUAAUCUGGCGGUGCGCAAUAUUACCUGGAGCCAUGACGGCAAGUUCAUGGUCUCAACCGACCAGUCUGGCAUUGUAAAGUACUGGCAGAGCAACCUCAACCAUCUGAAGGUAUUUCGAGCGCAUCAAGAGACAAUACGGGACUUGGCCAUAGCCCCAACGGAUCAGAAACUAGCGACUUGUUCGGACGACCAGACGAUCCGGGUGUUCGACUUUGAGUCGCCCGCUCGAGCGGGUGAGAUCCAGGGCUCCCCCGAGCGCAUCCUGCGCGGACACGGCUGGGAUGUGCGCUCUGUGGACUGGCACCCAACGCGCGGCCUCCUUGCGUCUGGUAGCAAGGACUCUCUGAUCAAAUUGUGGGACCCCAAAUCAGGCAAGUGCCUAACGACGAUCCAUGCGCAUAAGAAUGCAGUUGUGAAAGUGCGGUGGAACCCCAGCAAUGCGAAUUACCUGCUGAGCGGCUCGCGUGACCAAACCGUCAAGUUGAUCGAUAUUCGGAUGAUGCGAUCUGUGCAGAGUUUUCAUGGACAUCGUCGCGAGGUAACGACGCUGGCCUGGCAUCCCAUCCAGGAGGAUACUUUCGUGUCGGCUGGCUACGACGGUUCGCUGUUCUUCUGGGUGCUUGGCGAUCCUGAGCCGGCGGCAGUCAUCCCGAACGCCCAUGCGACCCAGGUUUGGGACCUCUCUUGGCAUCCGUUGGGGCACGUGCUCGUAAGCUCCGGCAACGAUACGUACACCCGGUUCUGGACUCGGUCGCGGCCAGGAGACGGCAUGCGCGAUCGCUACCAGCGCAGCAGUUGUCGCUGGGAGCACGUCAAGCUGUACGCGACUGAAGAUGAUCCGCUUGUGCGCGAGGUUGAAGAGCUUGAAGCCCUUCAAGGCAACGGCGGGGUCGAUGGCUUCGGGGAAUCUCUCCUCGACCGACACGUUAUGAUGGUGAAGCGCCAGCGGACGACUGCUGCUCAGCGACCUCCUCCAGGUCUGGAAUACGUCCAGAAUGACGUGCAGAUGACCAAGAGUUGA
Cyanidioschyzon merolae strain 10D is the source of this 1458-nucleotide messenger RNA. RefSeq names its product probable polyadenylation factor I subunit 2 Pfs2p. Gene Ontology annotation, cellular component: mRNA cleavage and polyadenylation specificity factor complex. Gene Ontology annotation, molecular function: protein binding. Bases 1 to 1458 code for a protein of 485 amino acids. NCBI's taxonomy places the organism in Eukaryota, Rhodophyta, Bangiophyceae, Cyanidiales, Cyanidiaceae. The record is from RefSeq and is a predicted model, not a curated record. The transcript has a single exon.